Messenger RNA from Rhopilema esculentum, 813 nucleotides. NCBI's taxonomy places the organism in Eukaryota, Metazoa, Cnidaria, Scyphozoa, Rhizostomeae, Rhizostomatidae. The record is from RefSeq and is a predicted model, not a curated record.
UGCUUCAUUAUUGAUCCGCGCAUAUGGAAUAUUUGUUUGUUUCUUCUAGCACAAUCUAGAAUUUCACUUGUAAAAAAUGAUAUAAGAAAAGUCGAGAGAAAGAUAUUCUUAACAGAAGACGAGAUUGAUGAUAAGGAAAAAACAGCUCAUCAGUUGCAAUGCGAUAUUAAUUCGUACAACAAUGCAACAGAAAGCCUGAAACUUCAACGUAUCAGACUUGAAAGCAAAUUGAAAACAGAUAGAAGGAUGUACGAAAAUUACCGUGCAAAAAUGAAGAAUUUUAAACACGGAGUUGAUAGGUUCUAUGAAGAUAGUGAAAUAGAGAAUGCAUUGAAAGAAGCUAAAAGUGGUCUAGAAACAACACUGUGCAAAAUUGAAUCAUUUGGUACAAAGGAGCAUCGAGAGCGAUUGACUAAUGGUCAGAUCCACAAAGAAAUGGAAACGAUUUUGAAAUCGCUAACCCAUCAAGAAGAAGGAAUAAAAGCCGAGCUAUCAUCUCUUGAUAAAAUGAUUCUUGAAGAAAAUGAAAAAAGAAUAAAAGUCAAGCAAGGAACUGAAAUGAUGCAGAAAAGAAAUGCUGCUCAAUUAACUCGCAUAAAACGCCAACUGCAAGAAGGGAGCACAAGAACAAGAACGCUGGAAGAAGAAAUUCUCAAAUUAGAGAACAGAAUCAACCAUAUGAAGUCCACCUUGAUUGGUUGAGAUCUAAAAUACACUUGAUUGCUCCACCGAACGACAAAAUUACGCAUCCUGACAGACAGAAGUGCCAUUUCUCCUUUUCAUAUGUAUUUUCAGUCAUGUUAGUGCAUAUAA